GAGUGUGCACGGAGAGAAUUUUCGAAGUAGCAACAGGGAUUUCUGAAGAGAGAAGAAAAUGUGACACGGAAUUUGAAAGGUCUUUAUUCCCGUCUUUGAACACGAACUCCCUCUGUUAGCACCAGCUUUCUCUAGUGUUCAAGUGACGUGUCAUUAAAAUCCCAACCUGCUUGGGUACCACACGAUGAGGUGGAGUCAGGUCCUUGCCCCAUAUAGGUCACCCACCUCACUCCAUAGAUCUUUAGGCUGAUAAUUCAAAAAUGGAGGAUGAGUCUUCUCAGCCAUUAAUUAAUAAUGUAGCUCUCUGUCUUCCUGUGUGACACACGCGAGAAGGCACUGGGCGGCCAAUAAAGAUGUAGGGUAGAGAAGUGAAAAGCUCCUCCCAGCAGCUCUUCCUCAUUGAGCUGAAGAAGUAGAUCAAAAACUUCCCAGCAGCUGAGGGGGAAGACAGCAGAGCAAGAGGAGGAAAAGAAGCGAGGAGGAGAGGAUCUCUUCAUAUCCCACCAAGGCAGAAAGGGGUCGGGACCCUAUUAAACAGCAGCGGGCCGGGGCAGGAAGGAGCGCGCGGAGCGGGGCGAUGCCGCUGCUGCACCGAAAGCCCUUCGUGAGGAAGAAGCCCCCCGCCGACCUGCGGCCCGACGAGCGCGUCUUCUACUGCAGGGUCACCAACGAGAUCUUCAGGGGCUACGAUGACUUUUUUGAACGCACCAUUCUGUGUAACAGCCUUGUAUGGAGCUGUGCUGUCACAGGUAAACCUGGACUCACAUAUCAGGAAGCACUGGAAUCAGAAAAGAAAGCCAGACUUAAUCUUCAGAGUUUUCCAGAGGCACUCAUAGUUCCAAUUCUGUAUUUGGCCACCCUAACCCAUCGCUCACGACUUCAUGAAAUCUGUGAUGAAAUCUUUGCUUAUGUCAAGGAUCGAUAUUUUGUUGGCGAAACAGUGGAAGUAGUUAGAAAUAAUGGUGCAAGGUUGCAGUGUAAGAUUUUGGAAGUCAUAGCUCCACCACAUCACAAUGGAGUGGCCAAUGGCCACAUCAACAGUACCAAUGAAGACACUAUCGUCAUCAGUGAUAGUGAUGAUUCAGAAACGCACAACAGUUCUGCACAAAAUGGGAAGAAAAAAGCAUUAAUUGAUCCCUCCUUGUUCAAGUAUAAAGUCCAGCCUAUUAAAAAAGAACUAUAUGAAUCUGUUACUGUAAGAGCAUCUCAGAUAAGCCGGAGGAAACAUCUCUUUUCUCGUGAUAGACUUAAACUUUUUUUGAAACAGCACUGUGAACCACAUGAUGGAGUCAUUAGAACUAAGGCAAUGUCAGUUGCAAAAUACAAGAUAGCUGAACAAGAUUUCUCCUACUUCUUCUCUGAUGACCCACCUACAUUUAUCUUCAGUCCUGCCAACAAAAGGCGAGGGAGGCCUCCAAAGAGGAUAUCUAUUAGUCGUGACAAGAUUGCUAGUAAACAAAACAUUCCAGGAAAUAGAAGUAAAGUGGCAAAGGAAAGGGCAAGACUCCAGAAACAAAAAGAAGAAAUGCAGGCCAUGGCUUUUGAAAAAGCUAAAUUAAAGAGAGAGAAGGCACAUGCUAUAGAAGCCAAGAAAAAAGAGAGAGAAGAUAAGGAGAAAAAGAGAGAGGAGCUGAAGAAGAUUGUGGAAGAAGAAAGGUUGAAGAAGAAAGAAGAGAAAGAGAGACUCAAGAUAGAAAAAGAAAAGGAAAGAGAGAAAUUACGUGAAGAAAAACGAAAGUAUCUGGAAUACCUAAAACAGUGGAGUAAACCUAGAGAAGACAUGGAAUGUGAUGAUCUUAAGGAACUUCCAGUUCCAACUCCAGUGAAGACGAGACUGCCUCCUGAGAUAUUUGGUGAUGCUCUGAUGGUCUUAGAAUUCCUUCAUGCAUUUGGGGAACUUUUUGAUCUUCAAGAUGAGUUUCCAGAAGGACUUACUCUAGAAGUGUUAGAAGAAGCUCUUGCAGGAAAUGAUAGUGAAGGCCCACUAUGUGAAUUGCUCUUUUUCUUCCUGACUGCCAUUUUCCAGGCAAUGGCAGAAGAGGAAGAGGAAGUGGCCAAAGAUCAAAUAGCUGAUGCUGAGACCAAAGAUUUAACAGAGGCUUUGGAUGAAGAUGCAGACCCCACAAAAUCUGCACUGUUUGCAGUUGCAACUUUGGCAGCUGCAUGGCCCCAGUUACAUCAGGGCUGCAAUUUGAAAAAUUUGGAUCUCGACAGCUGCACUCUUUCUGAGAUUCUCAGACUUCACAUCUUAGCAUCAGGCGCUGAUGUAACAUCAGCAAAUGCAAAGUAUCGUUACCAAAAACGAGGAGGUUUUGAUGCUACGGAUGAUGCUUGCAUGGAGCUGAGAUUGAGUAAUCCUGGUCUGCUGAAGAAACUCUCAAGUACUUCAGUGUAUGAUUUGUCACCAGGGGAAAAGAUGAAGAUUCUUCAUGCCCUCUGCGGGAAGCUUCUGACUCUCGUCUCCACUCGAGAUUUCAUUGAGGACUCUGUUGAUGUAUUACGACAGGCAAAACAGGAAUUCAGAGAGUUAAAGGCAGAACAACAUCGCAAAGAAAGAGAAGCAGCAGCAGCAAGGAUACGUAAGAGGAAGGAAGAAAGAUUAAAAGAACAAGAACAAAAGAUGAAGGAGAAACAGGAGAAGCUGAAGGAAGAGGAGCAAAGGAAUCCUGCUGCAGAAGUGUCUGUUGGGGAAGAGGAACGGGAAGACCUUGAUACUAGUACAGAGAGCAAAGAAAUUGAGCAGAAGGAACAAGACUUGGACACAGUGACAGAGGAUGAGGAAGAACCAGGACCAAACAAAAAAGGAAGAAGAGGUAAGAGGGGGCAAAAUGGAUUUAAGGAAUUUACAAGGCAAGACGAGACUUCUUGUGAAAAGAGCGAACCUCUUACUGCUGAGGAGGAAGAAGCUUUAAAACGGGAGCAACAAAAGAAAGAGAAGGAACUUAUAGAAAAGAUUCAGAAUGCUACAGCCUGCACCAAUAUCUCUCCACUGGGUCGUGACCGCAUGUACCGACGCUACUGGAUUUUCCCCUCCGUUCCUGGAUUGUUUAUAGAAGAGGACUAUUCUGGUCUUACAGAAGACAUGUUAUUGCCUCGACCCUCUUCCUUUCAGAAUAGCAUACCGUCUCACAUCACAAAUGAACUUCAGGUAUCCACUAAAACUGGAGAGUCUUUGAAGUCAUCUGAAUCUACCUCCAAUAUUGACCAAGAUUCAUAUACCAGUGUUGCUGUAGAGGUGCCAAGACCAGUAUAUAAGCCAAACCGCUGGUGCUUUUACAAUUCUCGGGAACAACUGGAUCAACUCCUAGAGGCUCUGAAUUCCCGAGGACAUAGGGAGAGUGCCUUAAAAGAAACUCUUUUACAAGAGAAAAAUAGAAUAUAUGAACAACUAAACAGUUUUCCUGUGGAAAAAUUCCAUAUUCCAGACAAACCUCAAAGUGACAACAAACCUCUUUCAUCAGGGCGGGGAAGAAUACAGAAUGCACAUGAUACAUUUCAAAUGUCUGCAGAAAAGCAGCUUGAACUGAGACUUAGAGACUUUCUUUUGGACAUUGAAGACAGAAUUUAUCAAGGAACACUGGGGGCAAUUAAGGUUACAGACAGGCAAUCUUGGAGAGCAGCCUUAGAAAAUGGGCAGUAUGAACUGCUAAAUGAGGAAAACAAGGAAAAUGGUAUCAUUAAAACUGUGAAUGAAGAUGCUGAAGAAAUGGAAACAGAUGAUCAAGCCAAGUUUAUUGUAAAAGACAGACUUGUUGGAUUAAAAACUGAAGCUCCAAGCACUGCAUCAACAAAUACGAGCACUCCGCAGCCAGUUAAUAAUGUGGUCCAUUACUUGGCAUCUGCACUGCUUCAGAUAGAGCAAGGCAUCGAGCGCAGGUUCCUCAAAGCACCACUUGAUGCCAGUGAUGGUGGACGUUCAUAUAAAACAGUCCUGGAUCGCUGGAGAGAAUCUCUUCUGUCUUCUGGCAGCCUGUCCCAAGUCUUUCUACAUCUCUCCACAUUGGAUCGAAGCGUUAUCUGGUCUAAGUCCAUUCUAAAUGCUCGCUGUAAGAUGUGCCGAAAGAAAGGUGACGCAGAAAGCAUGGUGCUGUGUGAUGGCUGCGAUCGAGGUUAUCAUAUCUACUGUAUCAGGCCCAAGCUCAAGGCCAUUCCUGAAGGAGACUGGUUCUGUCCAGAGUGCCGACCAAAACAACGUUCUAGACGCCUCUCCUCUAGGCAGAGACCUUCUAUGGAAAGUGAUGAAGAGGCCUCAGAACAGUUUGAAGAAGAGGAGGAAGAGACUUACUAUGAGGAAGUGGGACAAAGUGAGGAAGAGGAUUAUGAGGAAGAACAAGAGGAAGAAGAUGAAUCACAAGAGGAGGAAGAAAUGAGCCCUUCAAAACAAGGAAGACCACAAGUCAAACUUCCAUUAAAAAUGAGAGCAGCUAAACUCAACAAUCCCUUUUCAAAUCGAAGCAGCCAGCGUCAGGCCUGUGGAAGAUACGCUUCUCGGAGUCAGCAGAAUACACCUAAACAAACUGAAUCUUCGUCAAAAGUUACUGGAAAGGGGAUAAGAAAGAUAAAGUCAGCCCCUCCAUCAGUAACAAAACCUUCUUUAAGACUGAACAGCCGUACCACUCGUCAGAGUCAAGGCUCAUUACGAGCAGAUGUAUUUGUGGAAUUACUCAGUCCUCGAAGACGACGCAGAGGAAAGAAGACUGCAGAUAGUACAUCAGACAACAGUCCUUCUCUUGGCUUCAGAAUUGUUGCCACCACAGACUCAUGUGAACGGCUUAGAAGAUCUCCUCCAGUUUCUACACAGAAGUUUCCUCUUCAGGAUAGUGAAUCUAAGAGAAGAGGCAGGAAACGACAAUCCACAGACUCGCAGCAGAACAGAGCUUAUUUCCAGGCUCUGACUGAAGAGGGUAAGUUGGUGGCCAGAACUGCACUUCUGAAUCAGCAGUUGGUGCAGCAGACAGGCCAUUGUGAUGCACCAUAAGUAAGGCUACAAGUCUGUUAUGGAUUCCAUGAUUUUUUUUUUUUGAUGACCUCUGCAACUUCAGCCCUGCACAGCAGGGUGUGGGCUUCUGUGAAUUAUUGUUUGACUGUGACCUGUCAAUGACUUUUUACUAAAAAUAAUCCAGACAAAAACUUAACCUAAACCAUGAGUCAUGAUUGCAUUCUUUGGGGUUUUUCAUGGAGGUUCAAAACAUAGUGAAGGAUUUACCUUUUUGAUAAUGUCCAUUUUUUUCAAAGACAGAUGAAUCUUUACAUACUUCCUUUUGGAGGCAAGAGUCCUUUAAAGUAUCUCAGGCAGCCUUACAAACCUAGACUGGGAUUUCAAUGGUUUUAUCACCAGUGGUCUUGUCUCUUACAAGGAGGGCACAAAGAGUAGAGGAGUCUUGUUUCCCAGCACCUCCCAUGCCUACAGCACCAUCUCACUCCAAUCCCCCACUGAAAAGAUAUUUUUGAUGGGAGCUCAAGAGAUGUAAACUAUUUGAUGCCACCACUGCCCUACCCUCACAUACUUUUCAUUGGUCAUUUCACACCUUGUUUCCACAACUGAACUGCCAUAACAGUCAAGUGGAUAUUAAAUAUCUUCCAUUACAGCUAUAUAGAGUUUAUGUCCCUACCUCCAAAAUCCCCAUCUCUGUUCCUCUUUAGGGACCAUUCUUAUGAGGGGAUUCUCAGGCAAGAAGAGCGGAAUCCCUCCUCCAGCAAGAAGCAAUAGAGCUUCAGCACCAAUGGACAGGUUUUUACACUGUCGUUCCUAAAAAAUGGGGGGUUGGAGACUUGUCCUUAAUUUCCGUUAUCUCAACUGCUUUAUUCGGAAGCUGAGAUUUCAGGAUACCUAGAUUGUUUCUGAGGGUCUCUGCUUUCUUCUCUGCACUUCCCUGUAAAAGUCCAAACAGUCCAGAGAUGCAGGAUCCUUCAUUGAAUCCUUAUUUACAGCUUCACAUAAAAAACAAGCUGGUAGUGUUACUACCCACGUAGGCUUUUCCUUUGCCGGAAAGUGAGGAAUCCAUUUUGGGCCUUUGACCUUCAGUCAUCACACACACACAGACCACUUAUUUUGAAAUGAGCACUUUUAAUUUACUUUCUACAAGGCUUCUUUCUCGUUUGAUAGGUUACUUAGUUGCAGGGAUAUACACAAUGUAAAUGUUUGUUACUACAUUAUAAUGGGACACAAAUAAGUGAAAACAAUGUAAGUAAUGUCUCACUUGUUUUCAUUAACUGUAAACGCCAAAUGCACUCUCAUAUAUUUAUCACUUUGAUCUAUACUAAUAUACAAGUGAAUUGGCCUGGGACUCUGGCAUGAGCUGGUACCUGGUCUGAAUCUCUCACAAUCCCAUUUGUCACACUCUACCUACAUAGCCUUCAGGUGUGGCCCCAGACAAUUAUUCACCAACCAACCACAGUAUGAAUACCAUGCUAACAAUUCUUUCCAAAUUAACAUCUUUCCUGAUAUGGUGGAAGGUUCCUUAUCACGCAUGUGUGGGCAUCCCCUUCCUACCAUCCUUUCCAGACAAGAUGAUCAUUUAUAGACACUUAUCUUUGGCUGAAGAGCCCAUUUGCACAACCAUAUGGUGCAGGGCAAUUGGACUUCUCAAGAGACCGGGACGCACAUCAACCUUCUGGAAUGCCAGGCAGCCUGAGAAGCUUACAAGAUUUUUCUCCAACUCCUCCAGUCCCACUAUGUUCUGAUAAUGUCAGACAACAUGGCAACUGUCUUUUACAUCAACAAGCCGGGGGUGGGAGGGUCAAGAUCAAUCCCCCUGUGUGUAGAAGCAGUCACCCUGUGGAACUGGUGUCCCAGGAAUUGAAUCACCCUGUUGACAGCCUCAGAAUGGGUUGGUGGACACUCUCUGCAGGCAUUUUGCUAUCAAUCGUGAGUGGGAAUUGCAUGAUUCAGCCAUAAAUAGCAUCUUCACUCAGUAGGAGACCAGCAACUGGGAUCUAUUCGCUUCCCAAACAAACAAGAAAUCCAACAUAUACUUGGAGCUCUAGGACUAUGCUCUGAGGGUGGUGGUCUUUUUCUCGCCUGGUCAGAUCAUCUGAGCUAUGCCUUUCCUCCUUGCUGCUCCUACCUCAGUUCUUACAGAAAAUUAAUCAGGACAGAGCACAAGUCAUCCUCAUUGCCCCUAACUGACCCAGACAAUUUUGGUUCCCAAAUCUCGGACUGUUACCUUGUUCUCCGAUCACCAUCUAGUCCUUUUGUGAUCUCUUGGCUCAGGAGGACAGGAUCAAGCAUCUCAACCCUUACGAGUUUUAUCUUAUGGCUUGGUUUUUGGCAUAUUAGUGCUCUGGAGAUGUAUAAAUGAUCCUUAUUAACAGUAGAAAGGACUCCACUAGAAAAUGCUGUUCAGCCAAGUGGAAGCAUUUUUCCAUCUGGGCACAGAAGAAACUUAUAUCUCUUGAGUCAGCAGAUAGUCCAAAAUGAGGGGAAUAGCUGGGCUUUCCCUCAGUUCUAUACAAGUCUACCUGGCAGCAAUAAGUGCAUGCUAUCUACCCUCUGGUGGCUAUUCAGUUUUCACUCUCUGACUACCAAAUUCUUAAAGGGCCUAAUUAGAAGUUUCCCACCACUAAGGAAACCUACUCCUUGUUAGGACUAAAAUCUUGUACUUUCAGUACUCAUUAAGCCUCCCUUAAGAACUAUUAGCUUCUGUGUCUCACUUAUCAAUGGAAGUUGCAUUCCUUAUGGCUAUCACCUCAGCCAGAAGCAUGGGUGAGCUAGGAAUUCUAAUGGCAGAUCUGCCAUACACUAUAUUUCAUAAGGACAAAGUCUCUUUAUUACUCUAAAAUUCACCCCCAAAGUAGUUUUUGCGUUUCACAUGAAACAAUCAAUAGACUUACCUGUGUCCCCUCUCUCCCUGAAACAGCGUAUGUCUGGAGAGAAGAGUUCAUUCCCCAACUUCUACCUGCGAAGGACAAAACCAAUUAGAAAAUCACCUAGAUUGUUUGUUUGUGUUUCUCGCUACAGCAGAAUGAGUCCGAGGUUAAGUGGCCAUAUAGGUUGUAUUGGAUGUGGCCUACAUAUGCAAGAGAGACACAAAAGAGAGUGUAGGUCCUCUGCAUAGUGGUCAAACAGAGCUAAUAAUGGACAACACCAAGAACACCAAGGUGUUUAA
Messenger RNA from Gopherus evgoodei (Goodes thornscrub tortoise), 8108 nucleotides. RefSeq names its product bromodomain adjacent to zinc finger domain 1A (gene BAZ1A). Gene Ontology annotation, molecular function: protein binding. The record is from RefSeq and is a predicted model, not a curated record. Gene Ontology annotation, biological process: chromatin remodeling. Lineage: Eukaryota; Metazoa; Chordata; Testudines; Testudinidae. The coding region runs from base 578 to 4978 and encodes 1466 amino acids. The transcript has 25 exons.